Messenger RNA from Closterium sp. Naga37s-1, 1896 nucleotides. The record is from the annotation of a GenBank genome assembly. Lineage: Eukaryota; Viridiplantae; Streptophyta; Zygnematophyceae; Desmidiales; Closteriaceae.
AUGUUUCACCCAACCCUUUCCCGCUACCCCUAUACUCCCUUGUCAGUUCGUGUGUCACCAAAGGAUCCCUUUGUGAAGCUAUUCGUGCGCCGCCCGGCCAGGCGGUCCCCAGUCAUCCACCGAGGCUACUUCGCCCGUUGGGCUGCUCUCCAACAGCUGGUCGACCAGUUCCUCUCCGUUAACGGAUCAGCUCAUAACGAGGAUAAGGCCAGAGCCCCGCAUCCUCCCAUUUUUAAGUUUGUCGCUGUCCCUUCCCCCCUCACCCAUCAUGCUUCCAUAGGGCUGCUAGCAGCGCUCGGCCUGUCAGGAGAAAAGAACGUCAUUCGGCAGAUAGAGAAGAUCUUCCCAGAGGACGGCCUCGUGCCCAUGUUCAUCAGUAUUGACAGCGGGGAGCCCACGAGCAGCCACAUCACCUUCGGGUCCAUGGGUGAGAACCUUGUGCACCUGCCAUGGCAUGGCAUGGCCUCAUGCCUCUUCCCCACCCUCUUCCCCAUCCGUUUCCUCACCCUCUUCCCCAUCCGUUUCCUCACCCUCUUCCCCAUCCGUUUCCCCACCCUCUUCCCCAUCCGUUUCCUCACCCUCUUCCCCAUCCGUUUCCUCACCCUCUUCCCCAUCCGUUUCCUCACCCUCUUCCCCAUCUGUUUCCUCACCCUCUUCCCCAUCGGUUUCCUCACCCUCUUCCCCAUCUGUUUCCUCACCCUCUUCCCCAUCCGUUUCCCCACCCUCUUCCCCAUCCGCUUCCCCACCCGCUUCCCCAUCCGCUUCCCCACCCGCUUCCCCACCCUCUUCCCCACCCUCCCGCCCCCUUCCAGCUUCUACGACUUCUAUGAGUAUCUGAUCAAGAUGUGGGUGCACGGGGGCAAGACUGAGUGCCUUGUCCCCCCGUCGUCCCCUCUUCCCCACACUACUCCCCACCUUUCUUCCCCCGCCCUCCACACAGCUUCUACGAAGGCGUCGCCUGCUGAUGCUGCCAAGUACCUGGACUUGGCUAAAGAGCUAACGCGAACGUGCUACGAGUUUUACAACAGCACUCCGUCCAAGCUGGCUGGCGAGGACUACAACUUCCAUGCUGAUGGCCCCCAUCUCCAAGGGCGGGGCCCGCACUUGCAGGGAAGAGUAUACAACAUUCUCCGACCCGAGGCAGUGGAGGCGAUCUGGUACUCGUGGCGAGCCACCAAGGACCCCGUGUGUCGCGAGUGGGGGUGGCAGAUCUGGCAGGCGUUUGAGAAGCAUUGCCGGGUGGAGGCUGGAUACGUCGGGCUCGAGGAUGCGGGGAAGAACCCUCCUCCGCAGGACAACAUGCAGCAGAGCUUCUUCCUGGCAGAGACGCUCAAGUACCUCUACCUGCUAUUCUCUCCGGAUGAUACAUUGAAUCUGGACAAGUGGGUGAUUAACACGGAGGCACACCCGCUCAAGAUCACUCCUCGACACACUGACUUUGUUCCUGCUGGUGCUGGUGCUGCUGGUGCUGGUGCUGGUGGUGCUGCUGGUGGUGCUGCUGGUGGUGGUGCUGCUGGUGCUGCUGGUGCUGCGGCUGGUGCUGAUGGUGCUGCUGCUGGUGGUGGCCGUGGCAGUGCGAUAAAGAAGGUGACUGAUGGAGCAGCAGCAGGGCUAAACUUAGAGGAAGAUGAUGCAGGAGUUGAUGAAGCUGCUUUAGAUGAAGCUGAUGCGGCUGCUGCUGCUCUUGCUGAUGUUGCUGACGCUGCUGCUGCUGGUAUCGGUGCUGGUGAUGCUGGUAGUGCUGGUUCUGUUGGCGGCGGCGGUGGUGGUGAUGCUGCUGCUGCUGGAGGAGGGAGGGAGUCAAUCUCAGGAGCAGGAGAAGUGAAGCAACGGGUCGAGCCAAAGGAGGAUGCUGGUGUUGAUUCAGCAGCAGGGCUGGAUGCUGGGCAAAGAUAG